Messenger RNA from Hyposmocoma kahamanoa, 1158 nucleotides. RefSeq names its product 5-formyltetrahydrofolate cyclo-ligase (gene Mthfs). Gene Ontology annotation, biological process: tetrahydrofolate interconversion; folic acid-containing compound biosynthetic process. The record is from RefSeq and is a predicted model, not a curated record. The transcript is spliced from 6 exons. Lineage: Eukaryota; Metazoa; Arthropoda; Insecta; Lepidoptera; Cosmopterigidae. Gene Ontology annotation, cellular component: mitochondrion. Bases 286 to 894 code for a protein of 202 amino acids. Gene Ontology annotation, molecular function: 5-formyltetrahydrofolate cyclo-ligase activity.
AUAACAUAAUUUCGUUGUACUCCUGUAAUGAUUAUUUUACAGAAACAAACCAGUUUAUGAGUAUACAACGAAAGUACGGUUUUUGCAGUUUGUAUAAAAGUUUUCCGUGAGUGUUUUGUAUUUACAGUAGGGGUUAUGAGUAGCAAAGUCGAUUUGUAAACUUUUAUUGAGUGGACGACGGCGACGCUUCGACGUCUGCCGUUUAUAUCUUAGAACGAUAAGCAUUUACAAACAGUUAGAGUUAUACUGUGAAGGAAGCCGGCUGUUUUAUCAAAUUUUUCAAGCAUGGGUCCAAUUAAGCCAAAUCCAGCGAAGACACUCUUGCGCACCGACAUUGCGAGCCGCAUCGCAGCGCUGUCUUCCGACGAGAAGAAACGACAGUCGAAGGCGGUCUUUGAAAAGGUCAUAAACCAUCCUUUCUAUAAAUCAUCAAAACGAGUAGCUCUCUUUUUGAGUACGGAAGAUGAGAUCGACACGGCGCCAAUCAUAGAUCACGUCAAAGCCCGUGGUGCAUCGGCUUUUAUUCCGCAAUAUGCUGGUGGUAUCAUGAGGAUGCUGAUGUUAGAAGAUGGCGAUAAAGAGAACAUGGGUGUGACUAAGCAUGGAAUUGCUCAGCAUUCGAAGGAUCAGAAAAGGGAAGAGGCUUUAGAAGGAGGUGGUUUAGAUCUCAUAAUUGCCCCAGGAGUUGCAUUUACCCGCUCAGGAGCCCGUCUUGGUCAUGGAGGUGGAUAUUAUGACAGAUAUAUCCUUAAAGCUAGAAAUCACCCUGAAAUUGUGCCAAAGAAAAUUAAACUUUAUGUAAUAGCUGUAGCAUUCACUUGUCAGAUAUCUGAUAAUGUACCAAUGGACGAACAGGACCAAAAAAUCGAUGACGUCAUUACAGCAGACUCUUGAAAUAGCAAGCAAUACAUGGUGAAUUUUAUUUUAUUAAAUAGAGGUGUGCUGUACACGGUAAAAUAAAUUAUAAUUCGGUGAUUUCUUUUUAAUGAAAAAUCAUCGCUUUUUACAUACUCAUUUUAAAAUUACUCUAAUAAUGAUGAUAAAUUAUUGCCAAAGACGUUAUUUAUUACAACGGUCAGACUUUUCUGCAACUUUGCAGCUGCAGACUUUUCUGAAAUCAAGUUAACAAAUCUAAUUUUAUCCAUAGUGUCUUUCUCG